AUGAGUGAUUAAAUUUUUGAGUAUUUAUUAGAACGAAAAUUAGGAUUCGGUAAGCAUUAAUUAAGAUAAUUCUUCAUCAUAAGUUUUAUCGACUUUCUUGAUGGUGCCGAGUUUCUUUUUUUAUCAUUACUUACACCAACAUUAAAAUAGGAAUGGAAUUUAUCAAUAGUUGAACUUUCUAUAUUUGGUGGCUCAUUUAACUUAGGCUUAAUGAUAGGAUCAACAAUAUGUGGGUUCUUGGCAGAUAAAAUAGGAAGGAAACGUAUUUUAAUAAUAGGAACAGUUUUGCAAACUGGAGUCGUUUUUCUUACAGUAUUUGCUUAAAACAUACUUCAAAUGAUCCUGCUUCGACUUACAUAUGGAACUGUCAUAGGAAUGAAUCUUCCUAUUAGUUCAAUAUUAAUGAUUGAAGUGACUCCAAAACUUCAUCGAGGUAAGAUUAUAGUGGCACUAUAAAUAAUGAUAUUGUUGGGACGAUGUUGGAUAAUGAUAUUGGGAUAUAUUUUUAUGGAAGGUAUUUCAAAGGGCAACUGGAGAGCCAUCUCUUUAUGUAAUAGUAUGCCAUGUUUGUUUUGUCUAAUUGGUACAAUCUUUUGGAUUUAAGAAUCCCCAAGAUUUUUGAUUUUACACUAAGAAAUACAAAAAGGAAUUGAUAAUCUAAAUAAUAUCGGAUAAUUUAAUAAUUCAGAUUAUGAGAUGUUGACUGAUAAUGAAAUUUUGAGUUUAAAAGAGUGGGCAUCAGAGUAACAUUUACACCACCAAUAAGAAAAUAAUUCUAUUAAGCAACUGUUUAAUUCAGAAAAUCUUCCGAUUACUUGGAGGAAUUAUUUGAUAUUUUUCUUGUUUAUGUUCACAAUGUUGGCUAUCUUUAACAUAUUGCCAUUUAUUUUGGAUGAUGAAAACAAGUCUUUGUUACAUUUAUACAUCGUCGACAUAGGUGAGAUCCCAGCUAUAUUUUUAAUGUUAUAUAGUAUAGAUACAUUUGGUCGAUUAUCCACCUUAUUAUUAUCUACAACACUGCUCAUUAUAAUUCUAUUUUCGAUUUGGGUUUGGAAAUUUUAAAUUAUCAUUAUGGGACUCAUCAUCUUCAAAUUCUGUUGCAAGAUAAAUUGGGGAACAUUAAAUGUAUUAUUUGCUGAAUCCUAUCAUACUCUAUACCGAUCAUUAGGAGUUGGAACAACAAUGGCCAUGGGUAGAAUAGCAGGAUCUCUUGCACCAUUUGUCGUCUUCCCAAUCUACUUCAAUAAUAAUUAUUUGCCAUUCUUAAUAUGCGGCGUAUGCAGUUUUUUCAUGCUAAUUCUAUUAAUAUCUUAUCCUAUUGACUUAACUAAAAAGCCCUUAGAUUAGUUAAAAAAGUAAUGA
Molecule: messenger RNA, 1362 nt
Organism: Paramecium tetraurelia
Lineage: Eukaryota; Ciliophora; Oligohymenophorea; Peniculida; Parameciidae
Exons: 2
Biological process (GO): transmembrane transport
Cellular component (GO): membrane
Molecular function (GO): transmembrane transporter activity
Source: RefSeq, a predicted model, not a curated record